Molecule: messenger RNA, 4156 nt
Organism: Nerophis ophidion (straightnose pipefish)
Lineage: Eukaryota; Metazoa; Chordata; Actinopteri; Syngnathiformes; Syngnathidae
Gene: prrg1
Product: proline rich Gla (G-carboxyglutamic acid) 1
Exons: 4
Coding region: 153-749 (198 amino acids)
Cellular component (GO): extracellular region
Molecular function (GO): calcium ion binding
Source: RefSeq, a predicted model, not a curated record
AGGUCAUUGGAUGGGAACGGAGCUGUGCGCAUGCGCAGCGAGCACAGCAACACUGUCGGGGGCCCGCAGAGGAGGCGAGGCAGGGCGGCAACGUGAACGCGCAUUGACGGCCACCGGAGACGAUUCAUCAUCCAGACAGACGAGCAGGAGACAUGGGCACUGUGUUCCUGCCGGCGGAGGCGGCCCACUCCGUGCUGCGGCGGCUGCGCCGGGCCAACUUCCUGCUGGAGGAGAUGAAGCAGGGCAACAUCCAGAGGGAGUGCAGGGAGGAGGUGUGCACCUACGAGGAGGCCCGCGAGGCCUUCGAGAACGACGAGAAGACGAGGCGUUUCUGGGAGGAGUACGUGCGUGAGAGCAGUCCUUCAGGUGGUCUGGAGUCGGUAGUGGGCGGAGUCAACUCUCUCUACCUGAUCGUGCCGCUGCUGACGGUGGUGUUCAUCAUCGCCGCUGUGGCCGUCACCAUGUGGCGCUGUCACUCCCGCAAGCCCUCACAGCGCAGCCCCGCCCUGGGUCACGCUCACCACGACCACGUCCUGUCCGUGGUCUCCAUGGACCAUUGGGGGCGGGACUAUCCCCACGGCGACCACUCAGAACUCAGUAGCCCCGCCUACCCUGGCUCGGCGGUCACGUCGGGGCGAGGGAGCGACCCCCCGCCGUCCUACGAGGAGGCCGUGGGCCAUGCGGACGUCCACAUCGAGACGGAGCCGCCGCCGCAGUACGAGGACAUCAUGGUCAACCCAGUGAAGUAGUCAUCGUCUCAAUGAACUAUCUUUGUGGCCACUGAACCAGGAAGAUCAUGUGACUGCAGGUCAGUGCCAAGUUGUUCAUAUCGUCAUGGUAACCUUUUACAGCUGGGAAUGACAAGACUGUCACAAUGUCGAUGUGCUGACGUCUCAUUUGCAUAAUCAGUGAGGACUUUCUAGCUGUCAAUCAUCAUAAGUUAUAGAGCAGGUUUUAGAUGCCUGUACAGACAGUCCCAUCAUAAUGUGUCGAAAAGAAAAAAAAGUGGACAGACAAAUGAAACAAGAAGUUGCCUAAGAAGAGAUAUUGAAGGUAAAAAUGAACAUUUAUUACAUGAUUAGAAGUAAAGUACAUUUAAAAGCACUUAUUUUCUUGAUUUUACUCAAGCUGCUGCACCUCCCAUGUACUCCUACUGCUGUCACUUAUUGAAGCAGCUUUAAUAUAAUAUAAUAUAAUAUAAUAUAAUAUAAAUGUGUGUGUGUGUCCUUGUCAUUUCCAGCUGCAAGAGCAGUGUAAUGUCAGGAUAAAAGUUGUUGUGAAGCUUAAGCAGCAGCAGCAGUUUCAGGUGAAACUUUUCUCCUUUUUCUAACUUCUUGUCUUCAACUGUGAAAAAGUUCCCACGCCACAGAGGUGAUGCAAUACUUGCUGUGUGGAAGGAAAAUGGGACUAGAAGCAAUAGGAAGACUUUGUGUUGGAUGCAACAAUGCAUGUGUGUUUACUCUUCAUUACGGACUCUAACCUCACAGCACUUUUGUCUUCUUUUACUUUGAAAGGAGAAUUUUGAAGGAAUGGACUUGAAUGUCAUAAAAUAGAAAUAUAAUUUGCUGAAGGAAUUAAUUUCAUUUUAAAUUGCUCUUCUGAAGGAGUGGUGUGUAUUUACAUUUAUUAGGGCUGGCAUCACUAAUGACUAUUAGCUUGAUUAAGAAAAUGAAAUGUUUGAGUAAAAUGCCAGUCAUUGAUUUGCUGAGAGUAAGAAUGAAUGCACAUUUUGCAUCAAUCUAGCAAACGAGGCACAGAAAGUAAACAACUUGGCAACAUUUACUCUUCAAACAAGAUUAUUCACCUUUUUAGAUGACAUUGUUCCUUUUUUGGUACACAGCAGUCAUCUGAUUACCAGCCUAACUGGAAUAAAAAUGCAAGAUGUCAUUCUGAUUAUUUACACUUCUUCUCAAGUUUGGGUGUAAAUUGUCCUUUACCGUAUUUUUCAGACUAUAAGUCGGGAACGUUUUCUUCAUAGUUUGCAACUUAUACUCAGGAGCAACUUAUGUGUGAAAUAAUUAACACAUUACCGUAAAAUAUCAAAUAAUAUUAUCAUGUUCUAUAUGUUAUAGUUAUUUGAAUGACUCUUACCAUAAUAUGUUAGGUUAACAUAGCAGUUGGUUAUUUAUGCCUCAUAUAAAGUACACUUAUUCAGCCUGUUGUUCACUAUUCUUUAUUUAUUUUAAAUUGCCUUUCAAAUUUCUAUUCUUGGUGUUGGGUUUUAGCAAAUAAAUUUCCCCCCAAAAAUGCGACUUAUACUCCAGUGCGACUUAUAUAUGUUUCUUUCCUUCUUUAUUAUGUAUUUUUGGCAGGUGCAACUUAUACUCCGAAAAAUACUGUAACUAAUUAGAUGACCAUAGUAACUAGUUAGAUGACCAUAGUAACUAAUAGAUGACCAUAGUAACUAAUUAGAUGACCAUAGUAACUAGUUAGAUGACCAUAGUAACUAAUAGAUGACCAUAGUAACUAAUGAGAUGACCAUAGUAACUAAUAGAUGACCAUAGUAACUAAUUAGACCAUAGUAACUAAUAGAUGACCAUAGUAACUAAUGAGAUGACCAUAGUAACUAAUUAGAUGACCAUAGAAACUAGUUAGAUGACCAUAGUAACUAAUGAGAUGACCAUAGUAACUAAUGAGAUGACCAUAGUAACUAGUUAGAUGACCAUAGUAACUAGUUAGAUGACUAUAGUAACUAAUAGAUGACCAUAGUAACUAAUGAGAUGACCAUAGUAACUAGUUAGAUGACCAUAGUAACUAAUAGAUGACCAUAGUAACUAGUGGGAUGACCAUAGUAACUAAUUAGAUGACCAUAGUAACUAAUAGAUGACAAUAGUAACUAAUGAGAUGACCAUAGUCAUGACUAUAGUAACUAGUAUAUCAUGCAGAUUCCAACCAUUGAAAUACUUAUUAUAGUUGAAGACUUACAACAGGGGUAGGGAACCUAUGGCUCUAGAGCCAGAUGUGGCUCUUUUGAUGACUGAGUCUGGCUCUCAGAUAAAUCUUAGCUGACAUUGCUUAACACAAUAAAUAAUAAAUAAUUCCGCUGGUAAUCAGAGUGUCAAAAAUAACGUUCAAAAUAUAAAACAUUCUCAUGCAUUUUCAUCCAUCUGGUUUCUACCGCACCUGUUCAAGAAGUCUCAUUAAUGGUAAAAAGUGUUUUUUUUUUUAAAUUGUUGGUUAGCCUCAGAGUAACAAUGUUAUUAAAAAGAAUAAGACUUAUUAUACUCUAAAAAUGUUGGUCUUUCUUAAAAAUGCACCCAUAUAGUUGAAUUCAGUGUUAAAAAAAAAAAAAAUAUGGCUCUCACGGAAAUACUUUUAAAAAUAUUUGGCUUGUGUGGCUCUCUCAGCCAAAAAGGUUCCUGAACCCCGACUUAGAGGGUGAUAUGAAAACAUGAGUGCACAUCAUAAAGGCAGCUCCACUUUCCAUCUUAAAGAUCUAAUACAAUGAUAUAGCAAUGUCCGGCGGGCCAGAUUGAAAAUCUUAAGGGGCCGCAUGUGGCCCCCAGGCUUUAAUUUGUCCAAGUCUGGUCUGGAGUGUCAUGUGGUGAUAAAAAGAGGGAUCUAGUUGUUUAUAAGGAAAUCAAUAUUCACACGUGUAGAUAUUACCAGCCCUAAUAUUUAUAAAUACAUAGUCAGUAUACAUAUAUAUAUAUAUACACAUACAUAUAUAUACCGUAAUAUGUGUAUAUAUGCAUACAUACAUGUGCAUGUAUACAUUCAUAUAUGUGUGUAUAUAUGUACAUAUGAGUAUAUACUGUAUAUAUGUAUGUAUACAUACACACAUAUACAUAUAUACACAUAAAUACAUACAUAUAUAUAUAUAUAUAUAUAUAUACAUACAUAUAUACACACACACAUGUGUGUGUGUGUACAUGGCAGUGAGUACAAGCCAUAGAAAGUGUAAUACUUUGUGUAAAACAUUGCUAACAUAUUUUACUUCACGCCAGCACUGUUAUUUUGUUUUGUGUUUGUUAGUUGACCUUUGAAUUUCAACACUCACGACAGGAAGUGGGUUGUUGGCAGCCAUUUUCACACAGGGAUGCCUUAGCCAAGACACAAUGUAUAUAGGAGAUUAUUAUAAAUGCACAGGAAACUUGUAAUAAUUCCUUAUUAAUAUGCAGCUUGGAUGUGUUUGUAAUAAAGUCUGCUAAAUGUC